GCCGGCCAGUCUGCAGCCCGCUUCCCUGGAAGCCUGCACGGCUGGGGCUGUGGGUGGCCCUGGGAAAGGAGUCCAGCUUCUUCCACAACCUUGUUCUCCACCCAACCUUUAUUUACUCAUUUUCAAUCCAUUUCAUGGACUGUUUGCUGAUCAAAAAAUCCAUUCGGUGUAAAAUCUUUUUAAAUUCUGAAAACACAAAGAAGAUGGUAAAAGUCACCUAGGGUGACACUUCCAAGAACUAAGCAUCGUUCCGCUUCUGGUUCCAUCCCCUGUCGCCUGCUGCUCACCGAUCCCCACAAAGAUGGCUGGCCCAUUCACUGUCACCCUCCUCUGUGCUUUGCUGACAGCUACGUUGGCUGGGGCCACCCUCAACCCCCCUGCAGUUCUUAGCCUCGGCCGAGAAAUCAUCAGAGAAAGGCUGACACAGGAGCUGAAUGACCACGAUGCCAUCGCCAUCCUCCAGCAGCUGCCCCUGCUCAGCGCCAUACGGGAGAAGCCAGCCGGAGGCAUCCCUGUUCUGGGCAAUGUGGUGAACUCUAUCCUCAAGCACAUCAUCUGGCUGAAAGUCACCUCAGCCAACAUCCUGCAGCUGCAUGUAGAACCCUCAGAUGAGGGUCAGGGGCUGACAGUCAAGAUCCCCCUGGACAUGGUGGCUGGACUCAACACACCCCUGGUCAAGACCAUCGUGGAGAUACACAUGGAAACGGAGGCACAAGCCAUCAUCCACGUGAACACCAGUGAGAGGGGCGAUGCCCACCUGGUCAUCAGUGACUGCUCCAACAGUCCAGGGAGCCUGCGGGUCAGCCUGCUGCAGAAGCUCUCCUUCCUGGUCAACCCCUUAGCCAAUACUGUCAUGGGCCUCCUGGUGCCAGCCCUGCCGGAACUGGUAAAAACUCAGCUGUGCCCCGUGAUCAAGGCAGCCUUUGAGGACAUGCAAGCGGACCUCCUGCAGCUGGUGAGAGCGCCUGUUUCCCUCGGCUCUGACCGCCUGCAGUUCGACUUUCUGUCUCCUGCCAUCAAGGGUAAUGUCAUCCAGCUCGAGCUGGGGGCCAAGUUGUUGGACUCCAAUGGAGAUGUGACCAAGCAGUUCAACAAGUCUGCAGUUUCCCUAACGGUGCCCUACCUGGACAGCACCCCCUUCAGCCUCACCGUGAGGCAGGAUGUGGUGAACGCUGCCGUAGCUGCCUUGCUCCCUCCAGAGGAACUCGUAGUCCUGUUGGACUAUGUGCUUCCUGAGCUGGCCCGCCGGUUGAAGUCCACCAUCCAGAUGAUCAGUGAACAGGCUGCGAAUCAGCUGGGGCCCACACAGUUGGUGAAGAUCCUAACUCAGGAGACCCCAGAGCUCCUUCUGGAGGAGGGCAGUGCCAAGGUGGCCCAGCUGAUCGUGCUGGAAGUCUUCGCCACCAAUGAAGCCCACCGCCCCUUCUUCACGCUGGGCAUCGAAGCCAGCUCAGAAGCCCAGUUUUAUACCAAAGGGGACCGACUUAUGCUCAACUUUAAUGAAAUCAGCUCUGAUCGGAUCCACCUGAUGAACUCAGGCAUUGGACUAUUCAACGUGAGUAUUAAUAGAUUGUCCCUGGGGCAUGGGGGACAACCCAGGACGGUUCAUUUAAAAAAAAGAGACACUGACCAAGAAUUGCUUGGAACAAGGUCACCCCUGGUGGGCUGGCCAGCCUCCACAUUAACAGCCACUAAGUCCAACCUCCUUGCUCUGGUGUUUGCUGAGCACCUACUAUAUGCCGGACACAGCUGAGAACACAGGCUCACA
Messenger RNA from Mustela erminea (ermine), 1768 nucleotides. It is a transcript of the gene BPIFB1, whose product is annotated as BPI fold containing family B member 1. The record is from RefSeq and is a predicted model, not a curated record. Lineage: Eukaryota; Metazoa; Chordata; Mammalia; Carnivora; Mustelidae. The transcript is spliced from 14 exons. The coding region runs from base 302 to 1753 and encodes 483 amino acids. Gene Ontology annotation, molecular function: lipid binding.